GUUUUCAGUUCCACAUUUUAACAACCAAAAGGCGGAGUCAACUGUCGUCUAACUAAUUUUGGUCCUCAUGGCUGCAGCUUCUUCUCCAUCGUUCUCCCUCGCCGGCCGAGUCGCGAUAGUCACCGGUUCAUCUCGUGGGAUUGGCCGAGCCGUCGCUAUACACCUCGCCGAGCUCGGCGCGAAGAUAGUUGUCAACUACACCACCAGAUCCACUGACGCCGAUCAGGUCGCCGCGGAAAUCAACUCAUCCGCCGUCGCUGGUGGUGUUUCUGAACCGAUAGCCGUCGUGUUCCGCGCGGAUGUCUCGGAGCCGAGCCAGGUUGAGUCUCUCUUCGACACGGCGGAGAAAGCCUUCAAUUCGCCGGUUCACAUCCUGGUUAACUCGGCUGGGAUCGUCGAUCCCAACUACCCUACCAUCGCCAACACUCCCAUUGAGGAUUUCGAUCGCAUCUUCAGAGUGAACACAAGAGGAUCAUUCAUAUGCUGUAAAGAAGCUGCAAAGAGGCUAAAACGUGGAGGUGGUGGCCGGAUCAUAAUGUUAACGUCGUCAUUGACGGAGGCUUUGAUACCUGGACAAGGAGCUUACACCGCAUCAAAGGCAGCAGUUGAAACAAUGGUGAAGAUUCUUGCCAAGGAACUCAAAGGUUCAAGAAUCACUGCAAACUGUGUUUCUCCAGGGCCUGUCGCGACUGAGAUGUUCUUUGACGGGAAGAGCGAGGAGACUGUGAGGAACAUCAUCGAGAGGAGCCCUUUUGGUAGGCUUGGCGAGACCAGAGACAUUGCUUCUGUUGUUGGUUUUUUAGCUACUGAUGCUAGUGAGUGGAUCAAUGGGCAAGUCAUUGUUGCUAAUGGUGCAUUCCUCACAUAAUAAAGGUUUCGACUUUCGAGUGUCAACAACCUUUUAGUUAUCUUACCUUCAUUUCUUCAACUUUUGGAACAGUUUACUAACAACCUGUUACUCUGUUCAAUGCUUAAGCUUCUGAAAUUGAGUAUGUAAACUUUGUUCGAACCAUUACAAAUUUACAAUAAAGAAGUUUGAAACU
Messenger RNA from Eutrema salsugineum, 1043 nucleotides. RefSeq names its product NADPH-dependent aldehyde reductase-like protein, chloroplastic. The record is from RefSeq and is a predicted model, not a curated record. The transcript is spliced from 2 exons. The coding region runs from base 68 to 868 and encodes 266 amino acids. Gene Ontology annotation, molecular function: oxidoreductase activity. NCBI's taxonomy places the organism in Eukaryota, Viridiplantae, Streptophyta, Magnoliopsida, Brassicales, Brassicaceae.